GAUUCUUCAUGGCUCCGAGUGGAAGAUAUGGAUAUAUCUCAUGAGUUACCUCGGGAUGCCGCCGGAGCCGCCGCGGCCGCUGUCCCCCGCUGACGAUGACGGCGAUGACGGGAUGACGCCGCCGUCACCGGAGAGGGACGGCUACCGGCUGUUGGACGCCGCCGGCCGCGCAGAGGACGGCGCGCUGCCCGUGCCCGACGGCCUCAGCUCAGACGAUGACGCCAGUGACGCGGACGCUGCCGACGACGACGACGAGCCUCAGUCGGUGGCUGACCUGAUGGCGGCCCUGGAGCGGCACGGGGUCAACACCGUGGAGACGACCGAUGACCCGGCUGACCCGGCCGGUGACCUGCCCGACCCCUGCGCUGACCUGGUCAGUGAGGGCGCUCCAGGUGCUGCCGCGCCCAGGACCAAGGAGUCCGACCCCAGCCAGUGGCCCGAGGAAGCGAUGGAGGCGGAGCGGCAGCGGCAGAAGCAGGCGGCCCAGGAGCGGCUGGCCCUGUUCUCCACCCCGCCCCGCUCCGGCCGCUCGGACGGCCCGCUCGGAGCCGACCAGGCCGAGGCCGUGCGGCGGGCCAUGCGCUCGGUGCGUCUGCCGGGCGCCGAGCGGUGGGCCAGCGGCCUGUCCGACCAGCAGUGGCGCCGGCAGCUGGACAGGCUGCUCGGACGGACGGACGGGGACGGCGCGGCGGCGCGCCGGGAGGGGGAGGGGAGAGGAGAGGGCCGGCAUGACGAGCGGGGGUCGUGACCGGAGGACGUGGUGGGGGGUGUUGAUUGGGGAGGGGGACUGUAUUAAACUGCGUGUUAAUACGUUUGCUAACUGCUGACGGCUGCGGCUGGUCGUCUGAGGUCGGAGGGUGAAGAGGUAGAGGGCGUAGGGAUAUGGAGGGAAAAACAUCGAGAAUUUGGAGCAGCGGUGUGGAUGAGUGGGAGACAAGACCGAGACGAUCGUGUAAUGAGUUGACCGCCUAUCGGAGCUGAUAUUGAUAAUGCUAUUCAUGUAAGUGAUGUCAUUAUUCGUUCCCAAGAGGGCUAAUGUGAUAAGGACGUUUCUUUUCUAUGUCCGUCUGUAAAUCGGACGACCCAUCUAGCGUCUACUGUAAUAGACCGUUCUGCGGGCGGGAUGUCGUUCCAUGGCGACAAAGUCCGCUAUCCGCUUCGGGAAGGUCGUAUCUUGUAAAUAUAACCUCGCUUUGCAUAACCAUUUCAAGAAAAUGUUUCUGGUAGACAUAUACACGCCAUUAUCUGCA
Amphibalanus amphitrite is the source of this 1250-nucleotide messenger RNA. RefSeq lists its product as uncharacterized. The transcript has 4 exons. Bases 41 to 748 code for a protein of 235 amino acids. NCBI's taxonomy places the organism in Eukaryota, Metazoa, Arthropoda, Thecostraca, Balanomorpha, Balanidae. The record is from RefSeq and is a predicted model, not a curated record.